AUGCCUUCCAAGAAGCAGAGUUGGUUCGCCCGCCACAUGGCUCCUCCACCACCUCUGAACACGAACCCAGUUUGUCCCUGCGCCAACUGCUACAAUAUCCUUGCCCAGAAGCCCGAAAUGGGGCCACGAAGAGAUACAACUUCCUCAAAUCUGUCGUCUAGUUCUACUGAUUCACUGUCACGACCUGGGCGGGAACCGGAUACUGUCUCAGGGACACAAGGCGUCGGGAGGGGAGGAGUUCACCUUACAUAUACAAUCAUCGAGCACUUGCCAGACAAGGGAAGACGACAUCCGGACAUCGAACCAGACAUCUCUAAGAAGUUGUGCCCUGCGCCCAUGCUCGGGGUUGACCGUGGACAAUCAUGGCUGGGCUUCCCUCAAGCUUCACACACGAUAACCAUGGCCCCAAAUGUCGAUCCUGCGAUUCUAAAAGCCCUCGGCGUAGACGGCCAACAUGCCGAGAUUGCCUCCCAUGGCUCAUCCGGCUUCUCAGCCACCUUCAAACUAUCCAUCACAAUCGACGGCCAGUCCAUCAACUACUUCGUAAAGACUGGUACUGGCAGGGCCGCGGAGCUCAUGUUCAAGGGCGAGCAUGCAUCCCUAAAUGCCAUCCAGAGUGCCGUUCCCAGCCUUUGCCCCAAAUCUUAUGCCCAUGGAGCCAUGUCCACCUCGAACAAGUACUUCCUCGUCACCGACUUUCUCGACUUGGGGUCUACAGCCCCAGGGGGGUCAGGACAAUCUCUGGCAGCCAAACUCGCCAAACUGCAUACAACACCAGCUCCCAUCCCGGAUGGCCACGACAAACCCAUGUUUGGAUUCCCCGUCUCAACGUGCUGCGGCGAAACCGCCCAAGACAAUUCGUGGAAAUCAUCUUGGGCCGAGUUCUACGCCGACAAUCGACUUCGUAGCAUUCUCAAAGACUGCGUCAGGAACAACGGCAGCGAUGCCGAGUUGAGUAAAGCUGUUGAAACGGUGGCCAGCAAAGUCGUCCCUCGGUUAAUAGGUGAGUCCACCAUGAAGGACAUAACACCGGUGGUUAUACAUGGCGAUUUGUGGAGUGGAAAUCACUCCAAGGGGCGGAUUGGUGGCAAGGGCGGCGCAGAAGAAGUCGUCUUCGACCCGUCUGCUGUAUAUGGCCAUUCCGAGUAUGAGCUGGGUAUAAUGAACAUGUUUGGAGGGUUUGGGGCCAGUUUUUGGAAGGAAUACGAAAGUCUGGUCCCAAAGGCAGAGCCAAAACACGAGUGGGAAGACAGAGUGGCGCUUUAUGAGUUAUAUCACCACUUGAAUCACUUUGCCAUAUUCGGUGGCGGCUAUCGCGUAGGAGCCAUGUCCCUGAUGAGGAAGCUAAUUGCGAAAUACGGCAAUUAG
Messenger RNA from Metarhizium acridum CQMa 102, 1368 nucleotides. RefSeq lists its product as uncharacterized. The record is from RefSeq and is a predicted model, not a curated record. Lineage: Eukaryota; Fungi; Ascomycota; Sordariomycetes; Hypocreales; Clavicipitaceae.